This is a messenger RNA of Fomitopsis serialis, 1395 nucleotides long. RefSeq lists its product as uncharacterized. NCBI's taxonomy places the organism in Eukaryota, Fungi, Basidiomycota, Agaricomycetes, Polyporales, Fomitopsidaceae. The record is from RefSeq and is a predicted model, not a curated record. The coding region runs from base 97 to 1257 and encodes 386 amino acids. The transcript has 6 exons.
AUCCCACUAUACUACACAAAGUACCGCCGUGUUGCUGGCGUGCCAGCAUCCUCUUGACCUAUUUGAGUCGGUCUUUUCUGCCUGCAAACAUCAACCAUGGCAACACAAACCCAACCGCUCAGGCCGGCCCCGGCCCCACUCCCCCUACGUCUGCGCUGGAUCACCAUCUACCAUCCAGGCUACACACCCCCACGUAUGCUCUUCCACUUCCCCACCUACGACUCCGCCCCCGCUCCUCACUUCUCAGGCUGCAGCCGCCGUCUCGUUCUCGACGCCUGUCGCAUCAUCGCAGGUAACCGCGACGGCGUGCUCUCCACAACCCCUGAUCACCGUGGGCCCGGCGUCCCGGAGAGCGAGACCACGCUCACCGCUGACGCAUACUACUACUUCCUCAUCGACGACGACGACCCACAAUAUGCUGUUGUCUGCGAGUUUGUAGCCUGGCGCUUCCCCGACGUCGUCCCUGCGCAUUGGCUUACAUUGGCUCUCUGUCCGCCGCCGGAGCAGAACAUAAUAACACCCGGAUUCAGAUCCAGCGGCACGUCUAUGUCCGCGGUGGUCAAACUCAGGGAUGGAGAAUGCCUCCUCAGUGGUUAUAAACAAGAGAGUUCGUGCGAUAGUGCACGGCUGGUGCCGAAGGAACAAGCAGAUUGGUACUACGACAACCGGAUGCGGCAAUAUAAUGCUGGACAUGUCGAGACACCCGACGAUGGUGCCAACGGUGUCUGCCUUCGCACGGACAUCCAUCGCUGCCUCGACCGCCAGGGCUUUGUCUUCUUCCCAGUCGGAUCUCAGUUCGUGGCCUAUUUCAUCAAGCCUGAGCCAGACUAUGCGUCGCAGUACCAUCGAGUCCCAGCGCGGAUCCACGAAGAUCUGUCGGGCCUUUCACGCUUCGCCAAGAAAAGUGUGAUCGUGGUCCCUAGCGUCGACUUUCAAGUGUUGCCGGCGGCCUAUCAGCCUAGCAAACCAUCUGGAACUGGAAAAGCCAAGCGAGUGUCCGCGACUUCAAGCGAGCGGUCCACACCAGAGGAGCCAGCAGAUGAUCAUCCAGUGGACCGCGAGGCGAUCCCUGGCAGCCACCAAUCCGAGACGUUUUUCACGAGGUUCCCACAGAUCCCACUGAAGAAGGCUUGGAUUCUCAAGAAUCCUCAAGUAAGGCAGACCUCCGACGGACACGAGGGGGAUUCCGUCUCUGCUUGGGAAAUCAAUCUCGAUCCCGAAGAGCAGCAGGUCGCGAACACUUCGGCGAACGACUGAAGCAGGAUGUAGGUUUGUGUACAACGGACAAAAUAUAGUCGUAUACCGUAAUAAACAGUAAAUUGUAGCGUUAGUAUAAUCGCGACCGUAGCGUUUAGUAGAUAUCGCCAUCGCAUUACUCGUACUGUACCUGCGUGU